AUGAGUGAUAGGGAGGUUAAAACAGUAUGUGUCACCUCUGGUGCUACUGUACCUUUUCCUAAAUUAAUUGAUAUCAUUGUGUCUGUUGAAACACUUUCUAAGCUAAACUUGUAUGGUUACUCUCGGUUACUUUUACAGUAUGGUCGUGACUAUAGCGAAGAAUAUAUGAAGAUGUUAGACAACUUGGGACGUGAGCAGCGAAUAGGUUGCAGUAUACCAGAUAUUGAUGAAAGUGAAUGUAUUGUAUUUGACUACGAAGGAUUAGAGGUUAUAGGGGUUGAAUUCCAUCCGCGGCUCGAUGUUAUAAUUAAAAAAUACGCUGACUUAGUUAUAUCGCAUGCUGGAACUGGAAGUAUACUGGAUGCACUCAGAAGUGGAAAGAGGCUGAUUGCGUGUGUAAAUGAUUCGUUAAUGGACAAUCAUCAGGAGCAAAUAGCUAGGAAGUUCGAAGAGGCCAGGAAUUUGUGGGCGAUAUAUCCAAAACAGAAAGAAUUGCUGCAAGCACUCGAGAAAAGCGAAGUAGAGACAUUGAAACCACUACCACCAUCGUACAAGAAGGGUUUUGCAGAUUUGUUGACCUCUAUGAUGUAUAGUUAA
This is a messenger RNA of Eremothecium sinecaudum, 597 nucleotides long. It is a transcript of the gene ALG13, whose product is annotated as N-acetylglucosaminyldiphosphodolichol N-acetylglucosaminyltransferase catalytic subunit ALG13. Gene Ontology annotation, cellular component: UDP-N-acetylglucosamine transferase complex; extrinsic component of endoplasmic reticulum membrane. Gene Ontology annotation, biological process: dolichol-linked oligosaccharide biosynthetic process. The record is from RefSeq and is a predicted model, not a curated record. Gene Ontology annotation, molecular function: hexosyltransferase activity. The coding region runs from base 1 to 597 and encodes 198 amino acids. Lineage: Eukaryota; Fungi; Ascomycota; Saccharomycetes; Saccharomycetales; Saccharomycetaceae. The transcript has a single exon.